This is a messenger RNA of Plectropomus leopardus (leopard coralgrouper), 2496 nucleotides long. NCBI's taxonomy places the organism in Eukaryota, Metazoa, Chordata, Actinopteri, Perciformes, Serranidae. The record is from RefSeq and is a predicted model, not a curated record.
UCAGAGCAAGAAAACAAGAGAAAAGACUCACAGCAGAGACGGUUCGUGGAUCUCGUCAUAUUUUGUACAGAUUUCUACUCUUCACAACAUGGACGUGUCAAAUACAAGGAGGAUUGUCCUACUGGGAAAAACCGGAGUUGGAAAGAGCAGCCUGGCAAACACCAUAUUGGGAGAGGCUCACUUCAAAAUAAACCAUUUUAAUGAUUCGAAAAUGCAUUGCUCUCCUGCUGUAACCAAAUUUGUCAACAGAAGAAGCAUCACUUUGAUCGACACUCCUGGUUUCUUUGAUUCAGUCAAGUCUGAGGAGGAGCUGAAGCCUGAGAAAGUGAGGUGUACCACAGAGUGCGCUCCUGGGCCUCAUGCUUUUCUCAUUGUGCUCAAAGUGGAGAAAUUCACAGAGCAGGAGAAGGAAGUCAUCUCAAAAAUUUGUGAAUAUUUCCCUGAAAACGCUCUACAAUAUGCUGUAGUUGUCUUCACUCAUGGUGACCAGCUCCCGGAAGGAAUGAAAAUGGAGGAGUAUGUGGCGCAAAGUCAGGGUUUGAGUGAUCUGGUGAAGAAAUGCGGAGGCCGAUGCCACGUUGUUGAUAAUAAAUACUGGAAAACCAGCGAAGAAGACGACUACAGAAGCAACCAGUUCCAGGUGGCAGAGCUGCUCAACACCAUAGACAAGAUGGUGAUGGAAAACAAAAGAGGAUACUAUACAGAUGAAAAGCUACAAGAAGUGGAAAGAAAAAUACAGAAAGAGGAAGAGCGAAUUAGACAGUCAUCAGCAAAAAUGUCUCAGGAAGAGAUCAGGAAUCAGGCUAGAAGCAAUGUCUUUAAGAAUCAGGUGAACAAUGCAGUGCAGACAUGGAUUAGACGUUUAAUGGGUUUUACAGUUAUAGCUGGAUUAUUUGUAACUGUCUCUGCAGUGUUGAUCAAUUCAAAAUUUUGGAGAGAAUUUUGUUGGUACCGCAGUUAAACCAAGAAUCAACGGCACCAGCAGUGGCAGAAGUGGUGAAAGAACAAGCUGAGGCAGCUUUAGAUGAUGUGUCUCCACCAGCCAGUACAAUAGGACAGGUUAUUGAGUUUGUCUUGGACAAACUGUACAACUUGUAUGAAAGAACAUGUAAUCCCCAUAAUCCAUUUGAAUGAAUAAAAUGAGCAACAGCAGAAGUCUUAAGAGAGGUUGAUACAAGGCAUAAAUUGUUGCAACACAAUCCACCUUGGAAGUAUUUGCUAAGUUUAAGGUGAAUUAUUUUUGAAAACCACUGCCAUUGGCAACUGGCUACCAAAAUUAGACACAAGGAUUAACUGUAUCAAGUAAAUUCUAUUAACUAGCUUACUGCUACUUUUGCUUUAUCUCUGAAAGAUGAACCCAUAAUCAUUUCUAUAGUAGUGCCCUCAGGAAUAAGGUGGAUACAGCUUAUAUGUAAUUAUUGUUUUUCCAAAUGUACGCCAGUGGUUGUUAACCACAUGUCCCAUAAUAAGUUCCAAGGUGUCCCAAGAAAAAAAAGGUUAUAGUUUAUUUUCACUAUUUUACUCACUAUAGAAGUGAGCCCAAUGGGAGUAAGAGUCAUAAAAAUGACUAUUCUGAUCAUCGGCCACUUUCUCCACAGUUAUCUCCUCAACUGUGGUUGACAACUAUAUAAGUCUGAUCUUCAACAUAUUAACAUCCAAAGUCUUUUUAGAUGGAUGUUCCUGAAGCAAAAUCAAUAUAAACUGAGGUUGUGACCUAGUGUAUGUUAAUAUAUAUUUAGGUGUCCUUAACACAAAAAAGGUUGAAAACCACUGGUGUAAGCUAUAAAAUUCCAUAGUUUAAGGUUUAAUUAUUUUUACCAUUGAGUUAUGGUCAUCCUUUGACUGUUCUUUAAACAUGGUGCAGAUUCAUUUUAACUGUGAUUACUUUUCUUAAAAUACUGAGUAAAUUAUCAGUAGAUUUGUAUAAAAAAUUUAAAUAUAUAUGUGUUUCUGACACAUUUUGAUAAAUGAUCUUCAAACUAAAGGUGGGUGAUGGGAUAUGAACUGUUCACGGCUUUUAGGUGUUUCUAACUAUUCUGUUGUAAUUAAUUUUACUUGUUUUAAGGGGCAUAAACUGUAAAAAUGUUGUAAAAAUAUCGAUAUAUUCUAAAUAUUUGUAUAUAGAAAUGCAUUGGACAGUUAAUGUUUUCUUUUGGCUUAGGCUUGAGACAUGCCUGCAUCAUAAACUGGAGGUUUAGAGCAUAAACAAGUGGACAUUUAGAGGGCAAGGAAGGUCUAUAAUGAAAGCUGCUCGAUGUACAUUAUGAGACAUGUAAAAUCCAGCAUGACUAAUACCAACUAAAAGUCUGUAUAUCUCUGCCUCUGCUUUGAUUUUAACCAAUUAAAAAAAAUCUUUUGUGAGCCCCACGACUUUAUAGAAGUAUAAUACUAUAUAACUGGUGUAUCCUUUAAUGGUGUUGAUUUUCUAUUUUUUGUGUCAACAUGAAUAACCUUGUCAUAAAUGAAUCAUAUAACAAUAAAACAGCUGAUCAGCAA